GGACUUACUUCAUUUCCCGGCAGCCUUGCGGGGUCCCCCCUCCCUAUCUCGCGCCUUCCCUCUUGUCUCACCUCAAGUUGAUAUCGGUGUUGUUUUUGAAGCUAUGAUGGCGGCAGCGGGAUGCGGAUCAGCAACCGCGGCUGCCAUAGGAGGCCAAGUUGGUACUGCUGCACCCCGAGGUCGCUUCCCUGGUCGGCCUUGGUCGUCUCACAGCCGCUUGCGUUCUGAGAAGCGUUGGCAACUCGACCGAUCAGGGGCAGAAGCUGACGAUGUGACUAAUGCUGGAGGCCCAAGGCCCACAAGCCUGGUACUAUCGUUAAACGAGGACCAGUCUCACUUGCGCUUACUUGGGAUAGAGUCGAACCACAAGAGCUUAGCGGAGGCUGGGUACAGCUCAAGUGGGAGCGAAGAGGUGAGAGCCCAAAUCGCUGCUGGAGAAGAUGAUUUCACAGGAUUUGAAUCUGAUCGUAAAGGAUAUAAAGGCCCUGUACGGUCCAGACAAAAUCCCUCCAAAAGUAAUCCUGUCAAAACAAAAUCAAAAAGGAUACGAGAGAAGCUACCUCUUGUAGUCACCCCAAAGGAGACAGAUGGGUCUCCAACUCCUAAAGAAGAUGCACCAUCUUCACAAGAGGUCCACUGUGCAAUUCCGCCUGAUGCAGUGCCUUCCAAGGAUGGUAGGAAGGGUUCAAAAAACAAGCACUCAAACCCAGCAAAGGAGAAGCGUCCUGCAAAAAACGGGGCAGCUAUAACUCCAAGGAUUACCAUCAAGUUGGUGGCCAAGAAGACGGUGAGAAAGGAAAAGGGAGGACGUCUAAAAUCUGUGGAGAAGCUGAAGGGAAAAGGAUUACAAUUUCAAUCAAAAGCUAAUGACGUCAAAGGUGACCAGAUCUCCUGUGCCCAUGUCAAAUUAAAGACAGAGACACAAGCUGAUGAGGCACAGCAUCUGAAUGGCACUGAGGAUGAGGGAGGCGGAGGAGCCAUACCGGCAAGGAGGCGUGGUAGAUCUGCCUCCAAGAUCACUGAACCCUGUGUUCAACGUGGGGCCAAAGUUGGGGAGGUUGAUGACCAAAAAUCAGAGGGGGGUAUAAAAUCAACAGGCAAACAGGACAUUGCACUGGAAAGUGGAAAUGCAGAGCCAAAAACAGACAUUAAGAAAUUCAAACGGAAAGAAAGAACCACAGAGGUAAGCACUGAAGUCAAUAAACUGGUGAUCCGGAGAAGAAGUAGAACUACUAAUCCACCCCCCGAAACAAAUGAAGGCCUUGUAACAACAGAAUCAAAAAACCAGAGCAAUGAUAAAGUAUGUCUGGCAGAGUCUUUGUUAGAGGUUUCAAGAAUAGAGGAAGCCAAACCACCAUCCAGAAAGAGUAAGCGUAAACAAAGCAAGGCACAUCAAGAAGAGAAGAUGGUCACAGAAAUCCAUGUUCCAUUAGCCACAGAACCUGAAAAGUCAAUUGUUGAAUCCAAUGACGGUCUGGCUUUUAAAAAUGACGAUGACAUAAUCGGGAUUCCAAGUUUUAAACUGAUUAAAAUCAGAAACCCCAAAUUGGAAGGCUCAUCUCGUAAGAAGAAACGAAGCAAGUUUGUGUGGACACUUACAUUAGUUAAGGGGAAAAGAAAGGACACCCAAGUGCAGGGCUCUGGAAAUACUGUCAAAGGAACAGAGAAGCAGCAGAGUACCACUGAAUUAGACAAAGACUCUCUUUUUGAACCCAGUGUGAUCAAGAGUGUAGAGAACCCCGAAGAAAAAGAGGCCACGAGUUUUACCACUUCCAGAGAUGCUGAGCACACACAUAAUGAGAAGUCUUCCAAGAAGAAGACUAAGGAGACUUCGUCUCUUGAGGAAAAGUCCUCUCUUCAUGUUGAAGUGGGACAGGUAAUGCAACCACAUCCAGAGGAGGCCACUCAAACUGACUGUGGUGAUACUGUGGCAAAGGUUGUUCCACCCCUUCAGAUAAAAAAGGUCUCCUCACCCGGUAAACCUAAACGCUCAAAACCAUCAUUCUUGAUCCAUCAAACUAGUCCUGCGCCGGAAGAAAAAAAGAUACUGGUAAACACAACAGAUUCAAGUGAAAUUCUGGAGGACAAUGUUUUUUUAUCAGACACAAAUGCUGUGCCAACUCCCAAAGCAAGGAGGAGAAGACUGGCAAAGAUGUCUACACCACGGAAGAAGCGGGGAAGUCAUAAACCCUGGACAACCCACAAACACAAGCUUCAAUCAAGUCCAAAUGUGGAACAUCCAUCUGCUAUACCUGCCAGUGAAGCAGAACCACAGACCAAUGAGGUUUUGAAGACUGAGGUUUCCACAUUGUCUGUCUCUAAACCUAGAAGGAGAAGAAGUUUGAGUAUUUCAGUUAGAAAGAGGCCAGGGAAGACACAGAUGUUACCUGAACCCGCUGAAUCUCCAAAUACAGAGUUAGCCCCAUCUGAACCACAGACAGAGGAGGUCUCCACGUUGUCUGUUGUCUCUAAACAUAGAAUAACUUCUAGCCUUUCAAUAAGAAAGAAGUCAAGAAAGACACCAUCUGAAACUCCAAACACCGAGAUGGCCCCAUCUGAACAGCAGACAGAGGAGGUCUCCACAUUGUCUGUUGUCGCUAAACCUAGCAGAAGAACUUCUAGCCUUUCAAUAAGAAAGAAGUCAAAGACACCAACAUCAUCUGAAACUCCAAACACAGAGAUGGCCCAUUUGAACACAGACUGAGGAAGGUCUCACAUUGUCUGUUGU
This is a messenger RNA of Salvelinus sp. IW2-2015, 2728 nucleotides long. NCBI's taxonomy places the organism in Eukaryota, Metazoa, Chordata, Actinopteri, Salmoniformes, Salmonidae. The record is from RefSeq and is a predicted model, not a curated record.